AUGGAAGGAGGAGGAGAAGUGAAAGUGAAGGAGGAAAAAUUACCUGCCGGGUAUCGAUUCCAUCCGACGGACGAGGAGCUCAUCACGUGCUACCUCGUCAACAAGAUUUCGGAUUCGAAUUUCACGGGACGAGCAAUUGGAGACGUCGAUCUCAACAAAUGCGAGCCCUGGGAUCUUCCAGGGAAGGCGAAGUCGGGAGAAAAGGAGUGGUACUUUUUCAGCCUGCGUGACCGGAAAUACCCGACGGGCGUGCGGACGAACCGGGCCACCAACAGCGGGUAUUGGAAGACGACGGGAAAAGACAAGGAGAUAUACGACAGCAAAACGUCCGAUUUGGUCGGGAUGAAGAAGACAUUGGUGUUUUACAAAGGACGAGCGCCGAGAGGAGAGAAAAGCAAUUGGGUCAUGCAUGAGUAUCGCAUUCACUCGAGAUCCGCCUUUCGAAACACCAAGCAAGACGAGUGGGUGGUGUGCCGCGUGUUCCAGAAGAGCGCGGGAGUCAAAAAAUACCCUUCAAACAGCCAGUCGUCAUCGAGGGCAGUCCUGAUGAGCCCCUACACAUCCUUGGCCCUCCCCCAAAACCCACUCCAAACACAAUACCAACCCCUAUUUCACCAUCAACCCUCGGACCUCAACAACUUAUUCGAAAUACAACAACUCAACAAGGCCAUAAUGGGCGACCUCCCGGCCCCACCUCAGAUCAACUUGUACAACGGAGGAGACAAUGGAAACGGGUGUUUCACAAUCUCGGGCCUCAACCUCAACCUCAGGGCCACCUCAGCUAAGCCGCUCGUGCAAGACAUGACUGUGCAGGCCAUGAAUGUGGUGGGCACUGAUCAUCAUAAUGCUGCUAAUAAUAGGUUUGUGGUUAUGGAUCAGUGUGCUGACCUGGAUGCUUACUGGCCUUCCAGUUCCUACAUGGGAAAUUAA
Striga hermonthica is the source of this 930-nucleotide messenger RNA. The record is from the annotation of a GenBank genome assembly. NCBI's taxonomy places the organism in Eukaryota, Viridiplantae, Streptophyta, Magnoliopsida, Lamiales, Orobanchaceae.